AUGGCGAAGUUGAACGAAAAAAGGGAAGCAGAGCUGGUAUCUGCCCCCAAAGAUGCAAAAACAGCCUCUCUCACGGAGAGUAGUAAUGCCGAGGAGCACAAUGGUAUUAAUGAGAAGGCCUUGCUUCGAAAGCUGGAUUUUCGACUCCUCCCUCCGCUGACAAUCCUAUACCUUCUGUCGUUCCUGGACCGGAGCAACGUUGGAAAUGCUCGCCUCGAGGGCUUGACGGAGGAUGUCAAGAUGACGGGCAACCAGUACUUGACCGGACUCACGCUGUACUUCAUUGGUUACGUGGUGUUCGAGAUUCCCUGCAAUAUCGCCUUGAAAAAGACUACGCCCCGGAUUUGGCUGCCUACGCUCACCCUCGCAUGGGGUAUUGUUGCCACUCUUCUGGGUGUGGUUCAGAACUAUCCCGGAUUCCUGGUUUCACGGACCUUUCUUGGGAUUACCGAGAGCGGACUGUUCCCGGGAGUCGUCUUCUACCUUUCCAUGUGGUACAAGCGGAAUGAGCAACACUACCGAGUCGCGCUGUUCUUCAGCGCCGCGUCCCUGGCUGGCGCUUUUGGCGGAGUAUUGGCUUGGGGGAUUGCGCACAUGCGAGGUGUCGGGGGGUACAGUGGCUGGCGGUGGAUUUUCAUCCUGGAGGGUCUCUUGACAAUCAUCAUGUCCAUUGUCGCGUAUUUCUGGGUGUACAACUAUCCGGCAACCGCAGAAUUCCUGUCCGAGAAAGAACGCGCCUUCAUCCAAUUCCGCCUGAAGAAUGACAACGACUCCACCCGCGAUGAGCAGUUCACCUGGUCGGCCGUGUUGGAUGCCUUCAAGGACCCGAAGGUGUGGCUGUAUGGCCUGGGCUUCCACACCAUGUCCCUACCGCUCUACACUCUGUCCUUGUUUCUGCCCUCGAUCAUCAAAGAGCUGGGAUACACAGCUGCGGAAGCCCAGCUGCUCUCCGUCCCUCCGUACGCCGUGGCCUUCGUGCUCACCCUCACCGUGGCCAUUCUCUCCGAACGAACCCGUCGCCGUGCGCCGUUCAUCAUGGGAUCUUCCGCGCUCGCCUGUAUUGGCUACAUCCUUCUGCUUUCUGACCCCCGACCGGGCGUGUCCUACGUGGGCACCAUCUUCGCGGCUGCUGGCAUCUACCCGGCCGUCGCGAUUGUGCUCUCGUGGCCGGCCAACAACGUCUCUGGUCAGACAAAACGAUGCAUCGCCAACGCCAUGCAGAUCUCCAUUGGCAAUUGCGGCGCGGUGCUCGGCACGCAGCUAUACCGGACAGAGACGGCCCCGCGCUACUUCCUCGGCCAUGGGUUUGCGCUGGGGUAUCUCGUCGCUAAUAUUGUUGUGGUGUUCAUCCUGUGGCAGGUACUGAAUCGGGAAAACGCCGAGAAGGCCCGGAUCAGAGACAGAGAAGGUCUCCCGGCGCUGAUGGGCGAUGUUGGCGAUGCCGAGGGCGAUUUCCAGGGGGAUAAGGACCCGCGGUGGAUUUUCCAGACCUGA
This is a messenger RNA of Aspergillus terreus NIH2624, 1494 nucleotides long. Its product is annotated as allantoate permease family MFS transporter. Gene Ontology annotation, molecular function: transmembrane transporter activity. The record is from RefSeq and is a predicted model, not a curated record. The transcript is spliced from 7 exons. Lineage: Eukaryota; Fungi; Ascomycota; Eurotiomycetes; Eurotiales; Aspergillaceae. Gene Ontology annotation, biological process: transmembrane transport. Gene Ontology annotation, cellular component: membrane. Bases 1 to 1494 code for a protein of 497 amino acids.